This is a messenger RNA of Selaginella moellendorffii, 1508 nucleotides long. Its product is annotated as cilia- and flagella-associated protein 58. NCBI's taxonomy places the organism in Eukaryota, Viridiplantae, Streptophyta, Lycopodiopsida, Selaginellales, Selaginellaceae. The transcript has 5 exons. The coding region runs from base 1 to 1407 and encodes 468 amino acids. The record is from RefSeq and is a predicted model, not a curated record.
AUGGGGGAUCCCUAUCUCGUCGCGGCGAUUCCAGCCUCGAUCGAUCGCCUCGCGCCUCAUUGCCCUGGCGCUGCCGCCCAAGAGGGUUUGGCAUUGGCGCCCAAGGGGAUUCGUUUGGGUGAGAUUCGCGAAUGUGAGAGGGCGGAGCGAUCCAUCGAUCUCGCCAUGGAUUCCGACGGUAAUCUCCUGGCCGAUCUCGUCAGGGAGCCAUGGGUCGACGGGGCGGAGAUCGAGAUGGAGCAGGCGGCGAUGGUGGAAGCGUGGCUGGACAGGCUGCUUGUCAAGAUCCUCGCGGCGGCGGCGGCAAGCUUUCACGGUGUCAAUGGCGGUGAGUCACAGGGAUUCCAGAGUGGAUUGAAGCGGUCGGGGCUGGACAGGAAGAAGCUGAUUGAGAGCAAUGGAUUGGAGCCGCGUCAGGUGGAUCUGCUCUACCGCGGCCUCUACUUCCAUUCCAUCGGGAUGUUUCGCGUGCUCACAGAGUUGAAUCUAGGCGAGGAGACGGCUCAAAAGGUCAUGGCAGCAUUCAAGCUUCUCACGAGCUAUCUUCCAAAGCUUGAGAUGGAGCCUAUCAAGUAUAUGGGAAAUGGCUCUAGUAGCAAUCGUGCGAGGACAAAGCUGGAAGUAAGCUACAUGCAACUCGUCCAGAGAACCUCCGCGGAGAAGUUUGCACGGACGGAGGAGAAAGAAACUUUCGAGGCGAAGAUUCGCGAGCUCGAGGCAAAUGUUUUGGAGAAGCAGCAGGAGAUCCAGUCUCUGAGAGAAACGGUGUGUGAGCGCGACCAGGAGAUAGAAAGCUGCAAAAAGAGCCUCAAGGAUACGAAGCUCGCGAACGAUGCUCUCAAGGCGGUGAUGAUCCGGCAUGAGGAAGAGCUAACGAGGCUCCAGGAGGAGUGUCCCGACGAUUUGAAAGAGCUGGUCAGGCUUAGAGAAGAGAACGAACUGGCAUCCAAAAGGCUGGCGGACAUCGAAAGACAGCUUCGCAGGACGAACGACGAGCUCGAGGAUGCCGCCUUCAACACUGCGGAGCUCAAAAAAGUCAAAGGGAUUAACGAGAAGCUCACGUCGAUGCUGGCGACGGCAGAGAAGGAUCUCAAUGCCCGGACAAAGCUGCUCAAUUCUGCCAACGAAAGCAUGGAGAAGCUAGACAGGGACAACUAUGCCUUGAAUGAGCUCUACCACGAAGAAGCAAAAAGGUGUGCAGCAUUGCGCCUUCAAGUGCAGGAACUUCUCGAAGAAAAAGAGAUUCUCACUCGCAGCUCAAUGAAUGCCAAGCUUGUCGCCGAAGUAGAAGCAUUGCAGAAGAAAGUCCAGCAACUUCUUGUAGAAAACGAGAAUUACCGUUCUACCUUAGCUGCAGCAGACAAAGGCGAAGUUCAAAGCCUAAAAGCAGUCAUCGAAGGUGUGUGACCAGUGUAGUCACUAACCCGCGGCCUCAACACUUAAAACUGUUUGUAUAUGGAACGGGAGGAUUUAAAGGGAGCGUACUCUUUCAUGAAAGAGAGGACUGG